UGCGCGUAAUGGCAGCGCCGUGGCCUCGCGUCCAUCUUUACCGCUCUCUUGGACCUGUCACAAAGGAGACGCACAGCUGCCGCUGUCCCCUCCCUCCGGUGGGCCCGGGAGCUAGAGAAAGUCGGUGCCGCAGCCAGACCGCGCUGCUGUGGGAAGCCCUGUGGAGACGCGAAUUCCCAGUGGAUGACCAGCAUUCCCUGUAGCUGAUAAUGUUGAAGAACAACUCUGCAGCUUUCUUUGGAAUUCAGUUUUUAAACACGAAUAGAAUGCAAGUUCCUCAACUCCAGAUUAUGAAAACAGUACUUGGAAAACUGAAAACUAUCUAAAUGAUUGUCUUUGGUUGGGCCGUGUUCUUAGCGAGCAGAAGCCUUGGCCAGGGUCUGCUGUUGACUUUUGAGGAGCACAUAGCCCACCUAUUGGGGACUAUAGGUGCCACUACUACCAUGGGCAAUUCCUGUAUCUGCCGUGAUGACAGUGGAGCAGAAGACAGUGUUGACACCCACCAGCAGCAGGCCGAGAACAGUGCAGUCCCCACUGCUGACACGAGGAGCCAACCUAGAGACCCUGUUCGGCCUCCUAGGAGGGGCCGAGGACCCCAUGAGCCAAGGCGAAAGAAACAGAAUGUGGAUGGCCUAGUGCUGGACACAUUGGCGGUUAUACGGACUCUAGUUGACAAGUAA
Messenger RNA from Dipodomys ordii (Ord's kangaroo rat), 680 nucleotides. RefSeq names its product RING finger and SPRY domain-containing protein 1-like. Gene Ontology annotation, molecular function: ubiquitin-protein transferase activity. Lineage: Eukaryota; Metazoa; Chordata; Mammalia; Rodentia; Heteromyidae. Gene Ontology annotation, cellular component: cytoplasm. The coding region runs from base 327 to 680 and encodes 117 amino acids. The transcript has 2 exons. The record is from RefSeq and is a predicted model, not a curated record.